AUGUCAUAUCGUGGGCCAAAUCAGUUUCAGAAUCAAUUUGGAGCACCUCACCAACAAUAUCCAUCAAAUAUUCCUCCACAACCACAUGCACAUAUUGGACCAAUUUCCACUUCCAAAUCUCCCUUGGAGCAGUUUGAGCAAUUCAGUAAGAAAGUUGAAGACGGUAUUGACGACUAUUUCAAGCCUUUAAAACCAUAUGUUCCAGCCAUUGGAAGAGCCUUUUUGGUAGCUACUUUUUAUGAAGACACCAUAAGAAUCUUUAGUCAAUGGAGUGAACAGGUGUACUAUUUGCACAACUAUAGACGUUAUUGGAGAUGGUUGACUGUUGCGUUUUUGGUGAAUAACAUGUUGAUCAUGUCGAUAGCAUCUACCUUGGUCAUUAUUAGAAAAAAGAACAAUAUUGCUACAGUUGCAUUGAUAUUUGUUGUUAUUAUUCAAGGCGUUGCUUAUGGCUUAUUGUUUGAUCCUCAAUUCAUAUUGAGGAACUUGUCUGUUGUUGGAGGCCUAGUUUUGGCUUUUUCCGAUACUAUCGUGAGGGAUAAGAGAUCUUUGAACAUGCCCGGUUUACCAAUGUUAAACAACCAAGAUAAUAAAAAGUAUUUCUUAUUGGCCGGUAGGAUAUUGUUGGUUUUGUUAUUCUUGGGUUUCGUCUUUUCUUCAAAGUGGUCAAUUGGUAGAGUAGUGAUCAUAUUGAUGGGAUUAGUAUCCUGCACAUCAAUAAUUGUGGGCUAUAAGACGAAAUUUGCUGCUGCUAUGAUAUUAUUGAUGUUAUUCUUUUAUAACAUCUUUACAAACCAGUUUUGGGCAUACGAAUCAAGAGAUGCAAGAAGAGAUUUCUUGAGAUACGAAUUCUUCCAAGUGUUGUCAAUAGUUGGAGGCUUGUUAUUGGUUGUUAACGCUGGAGCUGGAGAGUUCUCCAUUGACGAAAAGAAGAAAAUCUAUUAA
Lodderomyces oxycetoniae is the source of this 945-nucleotide messenger RNA. It is a transcript of the gene ERV29, whose product is annotated as Erv29p. The transcript has a single exon. The coding region runs from base 1 to 945 and encodes 314 amino acids. Gene Ontology annotation, cellular component: membrane. The record is from RefSeq and is a predicted model, not a curated record. NCBI's taxonomy places the organism in Eukaryota, Fungi, Ascomycota, Pichiomycetes, Serinales, Debaryomycetaceae.